Messenger RNA from Coregonus sp. 'balchen', 15881 nucleotides. Lineage: Eukaryota; Metazoa; Chordata; Actinopteri; Salmoniformes; Salmonidae. The record is from the annotation of a GenBank genome assembly.
AUGAUGACAUCACACGGGAAGCUGAGGAUGCAGAGAGGGAGUCUGUACGAGUAUGACUCCCAGAUAAAAGGUGAGAACAUACAACUAUACAUGUCUCUGUGUGUGUGGGUAUUCAUACAUACACUGCAUCUAAUGUCUGAUUGCUCCUGUUGUCAUGUGUGUUCAUAUACGUAUGUGAAUGUGUCACUGGUGGGAUCUGAAUCCUGGUCUCCCACAGGAGAAACCAAAGUCUUACCAUUAGACCAAAAGGUUAUUCCCUCUUAGGCGAUAGUGAUUUUGAAGUAGCAGGCAGGGCUACCUCACCACGAGACUAUGAGCCCGACUCAGGUCCGCUACAUUCACCCGCCUUUGACUUCCUCCUCCAUGAGACAUCGUCCCACAGUUGGGCGCCAUUUUCACAAGUGGGAUUUGAAUCCUGGUCUCCCACAGGGCUACCUCAUCACGAGACCGUGAGUCAUGUCCGCUACGUGUUGACGUUGUGUGUGGUGUUGUGUGUGUGUGUGUGUGUGUGUGUGUGUGUGUGUGUGUGUGUGUGUGUGUGUGUGUGUGUGUGUGUGUGUGUGUGUGUGUGUGUGUGUGUGUGUGUGUGUGUGUGUUUGUGUAUAGACCUGCGGGCCCAGCUGUGUGACCAGAUGAAGGUUCUGGACAGUCAGGUGGAAGUCAAAGGUCAACAGCUGUCUGACCUGUCUGAGUUCUUCCGUCGUCGUGGCGACAUCGAGGCAGAGUACGCCCGCGCCCUCGACAAACUCACAGAGCGGUUCACCCUGAAGACCAAGAGGUGUGUUUGUGUGUGAAAACAUUUUAUUCUUCGCAUUGUUUAUUCAAUGUUAUUGUUUGAUCAGAGAUUAUACUGACCAGCAGACGUUAUUAUUGAUGUAAUGUUGGUAUAGGAAACUCAACAAUAAUAUCAUGUUCAUUUCUUUAACUCUCUCCCUCUCGCUUCCCUCUGUUCUCCCCCCUCUGUAUCCCCCCUCUGUCUCUCCCCUCUGUCUCCCCCCUCUGUCUCUCCCCUCUGUCUCUCCCCGUCUGCCUCCCCACCCUCCCCCCUGUAGGAAGGAGCAGAGCUGUCAGUCGGUGUCUCAGUGUUGGUCAGUUCUGUUGACUCAGACACGUGCAGAGAGCAGAGAACACGCUGCGCUGAGUGACUCCUGCUCACACACACUCACACAGCGACUCACACACUGCUCCGAGGACACACACCGACUGGCUAAACGGGUACACAUAUUCAUACUUACAGUCCCUAGAAAAUGAUCUACCCACUUUCGUUGCCUUCCAGCCAAGUCUAUGUAUUUUUUACUGAUCUACACAACUCCACAAUAUAAUAGUGAAAAUGUGAUAGUUUUGAUUGUCUGAUGACUGAUUUGUCUCUGAUGACUGAUUUGUCUCUGAUGACCGAUUCGUCUCCGACUGAUUUGUCUCUGACUGAUUAAUCUCUGAUGACCGAUUCGUUUCCGACUGAUUCGUCUCCGACUGAUUCGUCUCUGAUGACUGAUUCGUCUCUGAUGACCGAUUCGUCUCCGACUGAUUUGUCUCUGAUGAAUGAUUCGUCUCUGAUGACUGAUUUGUCUCUGACUGAUUAAUCUCUGAUGAAUGAUUCGUCUCUGAUGACUGAUGUGUCUCUGAUGACUGAUUCGUCUCUGAUGACUGAUUUGUCUCUGACUGAUUAAUCUCUGAUGACUGAUUUGUCUCUGACUGAUUAAUCUCUGAUGACUGAUUUGUCUCUGACUGAUUAAUCUCUGAUGACUGAUUUGUCUCUGACUGAUUAAUCUCUGAUGAAUGAUUCGUCUCUGAUGACUGAUGUGUCUCUGAUGACUGAUUUGUCUCUGAUGACUGAUCCGUCUCUGACUGAUUAAUCUCUGAUGACUGAUUUGUCUCUGAUCUAGAGUAAGGAGGUUGGAGUGCAGAUGCAAGACGAGCUGCUGAAAGUCACCACUGAACUGCAGACGGUACGAACGUACCUUUAGUCACUACAGAUGAGGAUGACAGUAAAAAGAUGGAGAUGGUUUUACCAGCAUUAUAUGUGUAUGUGUGUGUGGUGUGUGUGUGUGUGUGGUGUGUGUGUGUGUGUGUGUGUGUGUGUGUGUGUGGUGUGUGUAUGUGUGUGUGUGUGUGUGUGUGUGUGUGUGUGUGUGUGUGUGUGUGUGUGUGUGUGUGUGUGUGUGUGGUGUGUGUGUGUGUGGUGUGUGUGUGGUGUGUGUGUGUAUAGGCUCUGAGGACCUACCACCAGUACCAUACUGACAGUCUGAUAGCUGAGGGGAAACUGAAGGAAGCCACACGAUUGGAGGAGAGACAGACGGGCAAGUCCGCUGACCUGGGGAUAACCCAGUCAGGAAGCCAGAGGCGGAGCUCUGUGAAGAAGAUGGAGAAAAUGAUGGAAAAGGCAUGACCACAGAUCUCACAGUGUCUGGAUAGGUGUAUAACGUAACAGCUAAACCACAUCCUUUUAUAUAGCGAUCUAAUGCACGACUUCACAGUCGAUGACGUGGCACAUAAGCCAUUUGUUGUUGCAACGCAACGUCUGCAAUGUAGUCGGCCUGGAGCGUGUUUUGUCGAGUUUUGAGUCAGACAUCCUGUGCCACAUGAAAACCACACACAAUGGAACAAUAAUGUGAGCUCCAGUAAUGUGUGUGUGCUCCACAGAGACAUGGCAGAGUGCAGGAGACCCAGCUGAAGUGCACUAAGGCUCGUAAUGACUAUCUGCUGAACCUGGCAGCUGCCAACGCAACUAUGAACAAGUACUAUCUACAGAACCUCAGCACACUCAUAGACGUGAGUUAUUGUGUGUCUGUCUGUCGGUCUUUCUGUUGUUGGUCUGUAUGUCUCUCUGUAGGGAGGAGGGAGGGAAGUAUGUAUGCUAAGGAUGUAUGGAGGGGUGCGGCCACGGGAGUGUGUACGGAUGUGUGUGGGAUAUGGUGUCGUGGGGGGGUGGGGGGGGGAUGUGGGUUGGUGGGGUAUGAGCGUGUAUACGGGUAUGUGGUUGUGUGUUUGCUGGUAUAGAUAGGGGGGUGGUGGGGUGUGUGUAUAGGUUGUGGUGUGGGUGUGUGUCAGUAGGUGUGUGUUGUGGAGGUCGUGUGGGGGUUGUAUAUAUGGAGGGGCGUGUUGUUGGUGUGUGUUGUAUGUGUAUGGUGUCUUGUUUGUGUGUUGGAUUUUGUGGGAGGGUGGAGGGGUGGUCGGUUGUUUGGGGUAGAAGGGGCAAGGGAGUGGGUGGGUGGGUGAUGGGGCGGAAUCAUGGGGUGGGGGGGCAGUGGGUAUGUGGGGGGAGGUGGAUGUGUGAUGGGGGGCUAGCGUGGACGUGGGGGAGAGGCGGGCCGGGUGGGUAGGGGUGUUGGGGGGUGUGGCCGGCGACAACCAGGGGUGGGUAGGGGUGUGUUGUAGUAUGUGGUGGUGUAUGGGGUGCGGUGAUUGGGGUAUGUAUGGGUGUGUAUGCGUGGGUGUGGUGUGUGCGGGGGUGGAUGUGGGGGGCUGGGUGUGGGUGUGUGGUGAGGUUGAUGUGUGUGUGAGGGUGUGGGGGUAUUGGGGUGGCUGUUUUGUUGUGGUAAUAUGUGUAUGGAGGUGGGGUGUGUGUAUGUAUGUGUGGUGUGUGUGUGUAUGGGGGUGUCUGUGUUGGGUGUCUGUGUGGGUCUGGUGUGUGAUGUGUGUACUGUAUUGUGUUGUGUGCUGUUGUUAUGUUUGUGUAUGUGUGUGUGUGUGUCUGUGUGGUCUGUGUGUGUGUGUGUGUGUGUCUGUAUGUGUGUGUGUGUUCUAUGUUUGUGUAUGUGGUGUAUGUAUGUGUGUUGUGUGUGUGUGUGUGGUGUCUGUCGUGUGUCUGUGGUGUGUGUGUGUGUCUUGUGGCGGUGGGUGGGCAGGUGUAUGUGGGUAGGGAGGGUGGGGUGGGGGGGGGGGGUGUGUUGGGUCGGGGGUGGGGGUGGGGGGGUCUGUGUGUUGGGUGUGUUUCGUCGGGGGGGGGGGUGGGUAGACUGUGUGGUGUGGCUAUGGGAUUGUGGCUGGUGGUGGGGGUAAUCCACCGGGAUAUUAUAAAUGUGUACAGGAAAAUGAGUGGAAUCUCGGCUCUCGCUCACACCAACGAGAGCGAUGCGACGGACGAGAGGCAAGAGAAAGAAGAGAUGGGGGGAGAGAAAGAGAGAGAGAGAGAAGAGGAAGAGAUAGAGAGAGAGAGAAAGAGGAAGAAGAGAGGGAGCAAGGGAGGGAGGAGAGAGGAAGGAGAGAGGGAGAGAGAGAGAGAGAGAGAGAGGGAGAGAAAAGUAGAGAGAGCUAAUAGAGAAGAGAUGAGAGAGAAGAGAUAGAUAUGCACUUCUCACUCCCUACUCCCUCUUACAAUUCCUGCAGCUCCCUUUUACUCUCUCUAUGGUUCUAUCUCUAUUCCUCUCGCUCUUCUAUCAUCCUCUUCUCUCUCUCUCUGUCUCUUCUCUCUCUCUCUCUCUCUCUCUCUAUAUCCUCUCUCUCUAUCUUCUCUCUAUCCUCUCUCACUCUCUAUUCGUUCUAUCUCGCUCUCUCCUCUCUCUCUCUAUCUCUGUCUCUCGCGCCUAUACUCUCUCUCUAUCUCUCUUCUCUCUCUAUCUCGCUCUCUCUCUCGCUCUUUCUCUCUUCCUCUCCCUCCAUUCAAUCUCUCUUGUCAUCUAUUUCUCUCCGUUGUAGGACUGGGGUUCCACCUCUCCUUGGAGCGAGUGAUAAGGUCAUACCUGGCCAGCAGGGGGCGUGUCCUGAAGUCUGAGGAGGCAGGGCUGAAGCAGCUGGAACAGGAAGUGACAUCACUGGAUCAGGGCGGAGACAGAGACGCUCUCCUACAGAACCACGACACAGCGUUCUGCCUGCCCUUCCGCUUCAGUUACCAUCCCCAUGAGGGAGACCAGGUACACACACACAUUCAGUUGAUUAGGUGAUGACCGUGACAGAGUUGAUCAGAAGUAUGGAGCUGGUGACAGGAACAGGAAGAGCUGUUCUUCUACUAUAUCACAUGACACGAAUCAAAUCAAAAUCAAAUCAAAUGUUAUUUGUCACACGCUUCGUAAACAACAGGAGUAAACUUACAGUAAAAACUAACAGGGGGGGGGGGGGCGGAGGUCAAUGCAUAUAGUCCAGGUAGCUAUUUGGUUAACUAUUUAGCAAAUAGUGGCUUUGGUGGUAGAAGCUGUUCAGGGUCCUGUUGGUUCUAGGCUUGGUGCAUCGGUACCGCCUGUUGUUAUACCCGUAGUGUGUGUGUUCCAGGUGAACGAGGUGAGUGCGGAGAGCCAGGUGAGGUACGAGUUAGAGACCAGGUUCCAACAGCUCCAGUCCCGCCUCUCCACCGAAACCUUGGAAACAGAGGAGGUGAGGUCAUCACUCUAUUCUCCGUCUUUCUAUCGAUCCGUCGAUCAAUCGAUUUAUCGAUUUUCUAUGUAAUGGAUCUAUUUUACAGGUCACUAAGACACUCAAAGCGACCCUCUCCGCUCUGUUGGACAGUAUGUGUGACAGUGACAGUAAUCCCGCCCCUGACCUGCCCAUCAGCCUAUCACAUGACCCCAUGGGAGCUGCCUCCGCCUCCAAACUAGCCCUUGCCAAGCGGAGAGCCAAUCAGCAGGAGACAGAGACAUUCUACUUUAUGGUGAGGACAUCCCGAUUGGUCAGGGGAAGGUCCUGAUUGUAGUCUAAUUGUAGUAUUAUGGAUUGCGUCUUUGACCAACUGGGUUUGAAACCGGGACAUCUGAACAACACAAGACUGUGUUAGCCCACUGAGCUAAAGCUGUGUAAAGGUAAAAGAGUGUAUCUGUGUUUCCGUCGUUUGUCAGAAAGUGAAGGAGUAUCUGACUGGAAGCUCCCUGAUCUCCAAACUACAGGCUAAACAUGACCUGCUGCAGGAGGCCAUACAAAAAGGUGCUACUACUGUACUACUACUGUACUACUAGUAUACUACAAAAUCUUUAAAAAUACUACUUCUAAUACAUAGACACAAAACUACUUCCACACUGUACAAUACAAUAUACUUAUAACGUCUAACUGUAAUUGAUACUACACACAAAAACGAAAACAAACACAAAAAAACGCCCCUACCUUACUACGAUUACUAAUAGGGACUUACUAUGUAACUAGAACUACUACUAAUUUCACUAUAUAAUACAUAAUAACAUAAUAUACGUCCUACUAGUCUAAUACUGUCUAUAUAUACUACAACUGUACUAAACUGUACUUUCUACUGUACAUACACAUAACAAAUUUCGUACUACUACUAUAUAUACUGUUCUACUAAUUCAAUAUGUACUCUACUAUUAAAAUUUUCCCCUUUACACAUUAUACUAACUAUAUACAAUUAUACUAAUAAAUUAUAACUGUUAACUAUAUGUAUUUCCACUACUUUAAAAAAUUUUCACACCAAAACCCCAACCCCCCCAGAAACCAGAAACUCAACAACGAAUAAAAACCCCCAAACCCCCAGACCCCGGGGGAACCCGACCCCCCGGAAAUUUGAUUUCCGGCCCCCAAAUGACCGGCCCGGGCUUUGGGGAAAACUUUGGUUUUUAAAAGAAGAAUAGAAAGGAGAAGAAAAACCACCCUCCCGGGGCUAACCCCCCUUGCCCCCAAAACCCCAUUGCCCACCUUUUUCUCCGCCCCCCCCCCCUCCCAUUUCCCCCCCCCAAAAAACCCCCCCCCCUUUGGUUUUUCCGCACCGUUUGGGAAGGGGGGAAAAGGGAGAGAAGGAGAGAGAGGGGGAGAGGAAGAGGAGAGAGGGGAGAGGAGAGAGAGAGAGAGGAAGAGAGAAGAGAGAGAGAGAGAGAGAGAGAAGAUGAGAGACCACAGAUAGAUGAGACAGAUGAGAGAGAAAAAGAGAGAGAGAUCCAAAUCCUAGCAACACUACAUUUUUUAUUGUUGAAAACCAUGAUGUGUGUAUGUUUGCGUGUGUGUAUCAGUGUAUGAUGUGGAGUGAGGCGGUAUAUCUCCCAGGAAUGCAGUUGUAGGGUCACGUCGCGCACUAUGAUGCGCGGUCCAGACCAUGUUUCCAUGUCCUGAGCGCCACUCUCUUCACUUGAUAUGCUGGGUCAGUACAGGUAACACAGCACAACCACUCAAUAUUCAUAAUGCUAAUAUGUCAUAAUGCUAAUAUGUGUUGGAGAGAUAUACAGUGUGUGAACGGAACUUUCAGGGCAUCUACUGUAUCUCCCUGGUCCAAAACAAAAACUAACAGUUUGAAUAAACAUUGGAAACAUGUCAUGAAGUAUGUAUUUGUUCUCUCUACUCUCUCUCUGUCAUUGUCUCUGUCCUCUGAUCUCUGUCCUGUCUUCUGUCUCUGGUCUCUGAUCUAGUCGCGGUCUCUGCCACUCUCUCUCUCUCUUCACUCGCCUCAAUUCUCCUCUCUCUGAGAGCUUGAACAGUAGUCUCUCCUACUCCUGGUGAUAUUAAACAGUAGUCUCUCUCCAUACUCCUGUUGUGAUAAUUAAACAUAGUCUCACUCAACUACUCCUGUCUGAGAUAUUAAACAGUAGUCUCUCUCCUACUCCUGUCUGAGAUAUUAAACAGUAGUCUCUCUCCGACUCUGUCUGAGAUAUUAAAACAGUAGUCUCUCUCCUACUCUGUGUGAUAUUAAACAUAGUUUAGUUCUCUCUCUCCUACUCCCUGUCUUGCGAUCUUAAACAGAGUCUCUCCUCCUACUCUGUGUGAUGUGACUAUGAAACAGUAGUACUUAUCUCUCCCUACUCCUUUCCUGGUCUGAGAUCUUAAACAGUAUAGUCUCUUCUCCUAACUCCUGUGUGAUAUUAAACAGUAGUAAGUAGAGUAGUCAUCUCUCUAUCUGCCUCUCUGAACGAGCUGUGAAAAGUAGUCUCUCACCCUUACUGCGGUCUGAAACGAUAUUAAACGUCUAGUCUCUCUCACGAUCCAUGACAUGUGAGAUUCUUAAACAGUUGGUCUUCUUCCUACGUCCUGUCUUGGAGAAUGUCUUAAACGUAGUCUCUCUCCUUAUUACCGUCUGAGAUCUUAAACAGUAGUCUCUGCUCUCUAUCCUGACGUGUGAGACAUAGAAUCAGUAUCUCUCUCCUACUCCUGUUGUGAUAUUAAAACAGUAGGUCUCUCUCUCUACUCCUGUGUGAUAUUAAACGAGUGUAGUCUCUCUCUACUCGUCUGGGAGCUCUAAUACAGGUAUCGUCCUCUCCUACUCCGUGACUGAGAUCUUAAACAGUGGUUCUCUCUGACCACUCCUGUGUGAUAUUAAACAGUAGUCUCUCUCCUACUCCUGUGUGAGAUCUUAAACAUUAGUCUCUCUCCUAUUCAUGUGUGAUAUUAAACAGUAGUCUCUCUCCUACUCCUGUCUGAGAGCUUGAACAGUAGUCUCUCUCCUACUCCUGUCUGAGAGCUUGAACAGUAGUCUAUCUCCUACUCCUGUCUGAGAGCUUGAAAAGUAGUCUCUCUCCUACUCCUGUCAGGAGGUCUUAAACAGGGGGUCUCACUCUCCCCUACUCCUGGGUGAUAUUAAAAAGUAGUUAUCUCCUACUCUGUGUGAUAUUUAAUCAGUAGUUCUCUCCUACUACGGUGUAAUGUAAUAUAAACUGUAGUCUCUCUCCUACUCCUGUGUGAUAUUAUUCAGUAGUCUCUCUCCUACUCCUGUGUGAUAUUAAACAGUAGUCUCUCUCCUACUCCUGUCUGAGAUCUUAAACAGUAGUCUCUCUCCUACUCCUGUGUGAUAUUAAACAGUAGUCUCUCUCCUACUCCUCUCUGAGAGCUUGAAAAGUAGUCUCUCUCCUACUCCUGUCUGAGAUCUUAAACAGUAGUCUCUCUCCUACUCUGUGCUGUGAGAAUCUAAACAGUUUGUCUCUCUCCACCUACUCCGUGUCUGAGUCUUAAAACAGUAGUCUCCUUCCAUCAUACCCGGUCUGAGAUCUUAAACAGUAGUCUCUCUCCUACUCCUGUGUGAUAUUAAACAGUAGUCUCUCUCCUACUCCUGUGUGAUAUUAAACAGUAGUCUCUCUCCUACUCCUGUGUGAUAUUAAACAGUAGUCUCUCUCCUACUCCUGUGUGAUAUUAAACAGUAGUCUCUCCUAAACUGUCUGAAGGAUCUUAAACAGUAGUCUAUCUCCUAUUCAGGUGUGAUAUUAAAACAGCUAGUCUCUACCCUACUCCUGUCUGAGAGAGCGUGAACAGUAGUCUCUCUCCUACUUCCUCUCUGAGGAGACUUGAAAAGUAGUAGACUCUCCUCCUACUCCGUCUGAGAUCUUAAAACAGUGUCUCUCUGCUACUCCUGUGUGAUAUUGAACGGUAGUCGCUCUCCUACUCCUGUCUAAGCAUCUUAAACAGUAGCUGCUCCUAUCCUGGUGAUAUUUAAACAGUAGGUCUAUAUCCUACUCCUGUGUGAUAUAAACAAUAGUCUCUCUUUCCUACUCCUAUGUCUAAGAUCAAAACAGUAGUCUCUCUAUACCCGUCUGAGAUCUUAAAAGUAGUCUCUCUCCUCUAAUGUUGUGAAUUAAACAGGAGUCUCUCUCAUAGCUCCUGUGUGAUAGUAGUUAAACAGUAGUCUCUCUCCUAUCCGAUGAUAUUAAAACAGUAGUCUCUUCUCAUACUCCUGGGUGUUGAUAUUAAACCAGUGAGGUCUCGUCUCCUAAGCCUGGUGAUAAUUAAACAGUAGUCCUCUCUCCUAACUCCUGUGUGAUAGACUAACAGUCGGUCUUCUCCUACUCCUGGUGUGAAUUAAAAACAGACGCCGCAGUCUCUGUCCCUACUCAUGGUGUGAAUAUAUUAAAACAGUGGGUCUCUUCUCCUCCGACUCCUGUGUGACAUGACGUAAAACAUAGGUCUCUCUCCUUACUCCUGUUGAUAUUAAACAGAUAUAGUCUGUCUCCUUACUCGGCUGCAGUGAUAUUAAACAAGUCUCUCUCCUUUUUAUACCUCAUGGUGUAGAUAUCUAACCAAUGGCAGUCUCUCUCCUCACUCCUGUUUGCGUUGCAGAUAUUUAACAGUAGUCCUCUGUAUCUCUAAUCAUGGCUGUGGUAGAGGCGUAUUGUGCCUGUUCCCUGAAUUGCGCUUCUUAUCACCCAUGACUUUAUAAUCUUCUUGACUUCAAUCUCUCCCUUGCUACUCCUUUAUGUGGUCCUAAUUCCCACCUGCUCGCCGUGCUUGGACGGCCGUGCAGUGUACCGGCGGAAACCAGAAAGAGGAGGAGAAUGAGAAUAGGUCUAGAUCAACAGAGUAUUUAUGUAGGGGACUCUAUGCUCAUGGUGGGGUGUGGGAGAGGGUGGGGGGCGGGGGGGGGGAAGAAGAGGCGAGCGAGCGCGAAGAGAGAAAGUGUAUAUUUAGAUUUAAUAGAUAAAUGGCUAGAGAAGAAUGAAGGAUCUAUGUAAUCGAUAUAAAUAAGAACGUACGAGAAGCGUGAGUACGAUGAUACGGACGAAGAAAUGUGAGGGAGAGGGAGAGGGAGACGCGAGAAAGGGUGGAGAGCGAGAGUGCGAGAGAGCGAGCGACGCGAGACGCGCGAGAGAAAAAUAGAGGGAGAGGAGAACGAGAGAGCGGAGAUCUCUAUAUCUCUCUCUCUCCUCUCUCUCUCUCUCUCUCUCUCUCCUCUCUCUCUCUCUCUCUUCUCUCUCUCUCUCUCUCUCUCUCUCUCUCUCUCUCUCUCUCUCUCUCUCUCUCAGAGUUCAGGGCAGCAGAUUCCUGUGGUAGUUGAAAGCUGCAUUCGCUUCAUAAAUCUUCACGGUCUGCACCAUGAGGGGAUAUUCCGUGUUCCAGGGUCCCAGAGAGAGGUCAACCACAUCAGAGAUGUAUUUGAGAGAGGUACACACAGUCACAUUGGAAAUGAUUGGCUCCCUUGAUAAAUAUUAGCAAAAAAUACUGUAUAAAAAUAAAUAAUACAAAUACUGAGCUAGAGUUUUUAUUUAAAAAAAGAAUUUCUCAAAUAAAAAUAUUUUGUUUAACAAGUAAUAAAAAAAAGUUCAACAUGAUUGGCACCCGUUUUCAAAACUUUUUGCACCCUCCCCUUGUGAGGAUAACGGCACUGAGCCUUUUUCUAAAAUGUUUUAUGAGAUUGAAUAACACAUUGGGAGGGAUCUUAGGCAUUCCUCCGUAUAAAAUCUUUCCAGAUCCUUAAUAUCCUUCGUCUGCGCUUAUGGACUGCCCUCUUUAAUUCAAACCACAGGUUUUCAAUGGGGGCUCAAGUCCGGUGACUGAGAUGGCCAUUGCAAAAUGUUCAUUUUGUGUUCAAUUAACCAAUUUCUUUGUGGAUUUUAAUGUGUGCUUGGGGUCAUUGUCUUGCUGGAAGAUCCACUUGCGGCCAGGUUUCAGCAUUCUUGCGGAGGCAACCAGGUUUUUGGCUAAAAUGUCCUGGUACACCGUAAAGUUCAUGAUGCCGUUGACCCACUGCUGGUGUGCGAGGCUAAAGAGCUUUGUUUUUGUGUAAUCUUUUAGCAAACUCCAGGCGUUUACAUUUGUUGGUUACUCUCAAUAAAGUUUUUUUUCAGGCAACCUUUCCAAAGAAUCUAUUGGCAUGGAUGUGUCACGAUCAUCGUAAGAAACGGACCAAUGCGCAGCGUGAUAUGCGUACAUCUUUUAAUGAGUACUUAUAAUAAUAAUAAUAAUAAUAAUAAUAUGCCAUUUAGCAGACGCUUUUAUCCAAAGCGACUUACAGUCAUGCGUGCAUAAAUUUUUUGUGUAUGGGUGGUCCCGGGGAUCGAAUCCCACUACCUUGGCGUUACAAGCGCCGUGCUCUACCAGCUGAGCUACAGAGGACCAAAUAACAAAACGAUAUGUGAAGUCUACAGGUUCACCAACACAAACCUAUACAGAACAAGAUCCCACAAUUAACUGUGCCAAACAGGCUGCCUAAGUAUGGUUCCCAAUCAGAGACAACGAGAAUCAGCUGCCUCUGAUUGGGAACCACCCUGGCCAACAUAGAUCCACACGAUCUAGAACAUAAACCUAGAAAACUAAACAUAGAAACUAACACCCUGGCUCAACAUGAAAGAGUCCCCAGAGCCAGGGCGUGACAGGAUGUGGUGUCUAAUUGUAGAUUUGGAGACUUUGUGACUUCAAGAUGCGACCAAAUUCUGUAAUUCUCCAACUGUGGCCCUUGAACUUCUUUGCCUCCCGAAACAGCUUCCUCACUGUGUGUGGGGACAAGAUACACUUGGGUCCUCUAUUAGGCAAGUUUACCACUGUUCCAGUGGUUAUAAACUUCAAAAUUGUUGCCAUAAUGGUGGUAGUUAUUAUUAAUCAUUAUUAUUAGUACUUUUUGUAUUGCUUGAUUUAUGAAAGUCAACAACCAUUUGUCUCUUUUCAUUUGUGAGUUCUUUCCUUUCCCCAUUGUGAUGGAUGACAAAUGGAUUUUACAUGCACAUUACCUCAUUUUUAUACUCCUGUGAAACAGGAAGCCAUUAAUGGCCACAAUACAGUUCCUUAAACUGAGAUUAACUUUAAAAAGUAGAAUGUUAACGCAGAUAAAAUUUUUGUUUGAUUUUAUUUAUAACAAUCAUUAAUAAUCAUAAAUAAUUUUCACACCUUUCUUUUUCAAGAUUUCUUAAAACUUUAUUUUAAUUUUUUACACAAAAUCUCUUUCUCUGAGCAAUUUUAUUUGUAUAAAAUAAUAUACAGUAACAUUCCCACAUUUUUCUGGCAUACAAUAUAGUAAAGGCAUUUGUAUGAUUUUUUAUCAAUCAUUUUUGCUCAUCUUUAUCAAGGGUGUCAAUAAUUUUGAGGGUGACUGUAGGUGCUGCCUGACACAGGUAUUGGGGAGUGUUGGGUCAGAUGCCCAUGCAAAGAUUAUAUUUGGUGUCACAGUGUGUGUGCGCAUGGAAGUAGAGUUGUCAGCAACAUGUUAGUGCGUUUGUGUGUUUAUGUGUGUGUGUGUGCGUGUGUGUGCGUGUGUGUGUGUGGGGGUUGUGGUGUGUGUGUGUGGAUGUUGGGUGUGUGGUGCGUGUGGUGUGGUGUGUGGUGUCGUGUGUGAUGUGUGGUGGUGUUGUGGUGUGUGUGUGUGGAUGUGUGUGUGGUUGUGUGUGUGUGUGUGUGGUGGUGUUGUGGUGUGUGUGUGUGUUAUGGGUGCGUGUGUGUGUGUGCGUUUUGUGUGUGUAUGUGCGUGUGCGUGUAUGUGUGUGUAGGAGAGGACCCUCUUGCAGACAGUGACUGCGACAUUGAUUCGGUGGCUGGAGUGUUGAAGCUGUACUUCAGAGGCCUGGACCCUCCACUGUUCCCUGACCAGUAUUACUCAGAACUACUGGACUGUGUCCGUAAGUGUCACACACACACACUGUAUAAUAAUAAUCAUUAUGCACUUUACAAUCAUACUGUAUGACUUUCUCUCUCUCUCUGUCUCUUGCUCCUCUCUCCUCUCUCUCUCUCUCUCUCUCAGAGAAUGAGGGAUUGACAGAGAAAGCAGCACAGAUAAAGACAGUUGUCUCUUCCUUCCCUCGGCUGCUCCUCAUCGUCAUACGUUACCUGUUCGCUUUUCUCAACCAGUACGUUUCAGUUUGCACAUUCAUACCCUGAACCUUUACUGACCCAACUCCCUUACACAGCUGUAUAACUUGGCGGUGUGUGUGUGUGUGCGUGUCUGUAGUGUGUCCCAGUACAGUGAUGAGAACAUGAUGCAGCCCUAUAACCUGGCGGUGUGUUUCGGGCCGAGCCUCCUGAGAGGGUCAGAUUCUGGGGAUGUUGUUGCUAGGCAACCGCAGGUCAACGACCUCGUCAAGACCAUGAUCCUCCAGUAUGAUGUCAUCUUCCCCAGCCAAUCAGAGCUGCCCGGUCCUGUGUAUGAGAAACACAUGACUCUGGAGCAGGAGUACUGGUGAGAUAGAGAUACUAACUAGUUUCCUGGUUAUAUAGAGAUACUAACUAGUUUCCUGGUAGAAAGAGAUAUAGAGAUACUAACUAGUAUCCUGGUUAUAUAGAGAUACUAACUAGUUUCCUGGUAGAAAGAGAUAUAGAGAUACUAACUAGUUUCCUGGUAGAAAGAGAUAUAGAGAUACUAACUAGUAUCCUGGUUUAUGGAUAGAGAGCGAUGGAGAUAUACUAACUAGUGAUACAGCCUGGAAUCGAACCAGGGGGUCUGUAGUGACGCCUCAAGCACUGAGAUGCAGUGCCUUAGACCCCUGCACCACUCGGGAGAGCUAGAGAUACUGACUAGUGUCCUGGUUUAUUGAUAGAAAGAGAUGUAGAGAUACUGACUAGUGUCCUGGUUUAUUGAUAGAAAGAGAUGUAGAGAUACUGACUAGUGUCCUGGUUUAUUGAUAGAAAGAGAUGUAGAGAUACUGACUAGUGUCCUGGUUUAUCGAUAGAGAGAUAUAGAGAGAUACUAAUGAGUAUCCUGGUUUAUAGACCAUAAUAAUUUUGUCACAUUUUAACAUAUUUUAUGCUGGCACUACUGACCAUAUUGCUUACAGGAACAGAGAGAGAAAUACUGAUGUUGUCUCUGUUUGUAGUGAACCAAUCACAGAGGAGGGAGAUGGAGAGACUGAACAACUCCACAGUGAGGAUGGUGAGCACACACACACACACACACACACACACAACACCCACACACACACACACACACACCCACACACAAACACACACACACACCACACACACACACACACCACACACACACACACAACACACACACACACACACACACACAACACACACCACACACACACACACACACCACACACACACACCACACACACACACAUACACAAUCAAACACACACUAACGUUUUCUUCCUCCUUUAGAAUGGGAGGCGGUGGCCAUGUUUGAUUACACAGCUCGGUCUGCUACUGAGCUGUCCUUCAAACAAGGGGAGUCCCUCCUCCUGCACAGCAAGGCCUCUUCUGAUUGGUGGAGAGGGGAAGUGGGAGGAGUUAGGGGCCUCAUACCACACAAAUACAUCAGCGUGUUGGAAGGGUGAGUGAAACGUUAACAAUAUCGCUGAGAGACAGUUUAACCAUUUUGAGAAACACCUCUUCCGUCUCUCUUCACUCCCCUUGUUGUCUCUCUCUUCUCCAGAGCGGAGCGAGGGAGGAGGGAGGAGGACAGUGGAGGAAGCACUGGAAACCUGGCUUCAGAAGAGCUUCUGACUGAGAACACAACGCGGUACAUACACACGCGUGCGCUCUGAAGACCCACGAGGGGGUCUAACUGCAUAUAUCAAGAACUAAUAAAGGUCUGUGUGUGUGUGUGGUGUGUGUUUGACAGGCUGCGGGUGAACAGUGACAGUGCUUCGUUGCCUGGGAGACAGAGGGCAGUGGAGAGCAGCGGAAGCCCCGUCCAAAAGAUCCCCCUCUCCCCCAUGACACGCCAAAACACAGGGUAGGACAUGCUACGCAUGCACACACACCACACCUGAAAUGUACCAAAAAACAAUCCAUCAGCAAUCGUUCUUUCUCUCUCCCCCUCUCUCUCGCUCCCUCUCUCUCUCCUUUUUCCCCUCUGUCUCUCUCUGUCUCUCUCUCUCUCAGGAAUCAGGAGCGUAGGCAUACCUUUGACAGUGUGAGGCUGAGAGCAGGAGAGAGACAGACAGAUGGAGGAUUUAUUGACAGACCGGUAGGUGGAGAAUAAGUUAUUUUUGGUGAUGCGCCCUGGAGAUUGCUGAAAUUAAAUACAUUCAAAGAAAUGUAUUUCAGAUAGUUAAUUGGAAGCAUUGCAGAUGUGCAGGUGUUUCAUUUGGAGAUAGGUGGGUCUGGAUACUGUAGGUCUGAGGCCACUCAAACAUCUCUCCUCCUUCCCCCUCUCUCUCUUUCAGGACAUCAGUAAACAGAUGAACUCUGUCUUCAAGGAGCUUCUCUCUCGCCAGCCACCCCUGCAGCCUGCAACCCAUGCCCCUCCCUCCUCUUCUUCCUCCUCCUCCUCUCUCCCUUCCUCCUCCUCCUCUUCCUCCCUCUCCUCCUCUCUCCCAGGGGGCAGGAAGGUGGGGUUUAGCCUCAGGGGGCGGACUCUCUUCAGACCAGCGGACCAAUAG